GUGUAAAAUGGCGCACAGCUGUCGGUGGCGGUUCCCCGCUCGGCCCGGAGGGAGCAGCAACUCCGGUACCGGGAGGAGAGCGGGCCGAAUCAGAGUUACUGCCUCUUUGCGGAGUGUAUCGGGCGCCCACCCAAACGCAGCUGGACUCGGACCCGGGUUUGAUGCUGCACUACAGGUCUCUUCAGUUAUCGGGAGUAACCUGCAGAAAUUUCGGGAUGUUUUGGGGGAAUCGAGCGACUCGAGCAGCGCAGAGGAAGAAGCCUUUGGAGGAUUUGGAACAAUUGUUGAACAGACAGGAAUACAGAGCCCUUCACCAACUUCUUCAGGCACACCCAUACAAGAAAAAAAGCCCAGAGGCCGUCCCCCACGGGCCCUGACUGCCCAGAAAGCUGCUGCGAGUCUACCUAGCCCUUUGCCCCUUCCCUCUCCAACACAAGCCAAACCUGAGGGCCUUGCAAGGCCAGCAGAGAAAGUGAAAAGGCUACCUGGGAGGCCACCUGGCACUGGGGAGAAGAGAAGAGGCCGGCCACCCUCUUCAAGUAGCAGGAAAGCAUGGAGUACUGGCAGCCAUGCAGCAGGAGAGGAUGGUAGGCACACGGGAUUUGAGUUGGGUGUGGAGACAGAGGAGGACAGAAAAGGCACCAAAAGGCUGCAGGUGGGCUCUACUCAGUCUCAUGACACUGAGGCAAAGCUUCCCAAAGGUGACCGGGGUGAAUCCAAAGUUACCCACCUGAAGAGGCUGACAGAGACUAACAUCACCCCUCCUGAGUCACAUCUCAAAGCCUUGCCUGGCAUGCCCCGACGCAGACGCGGGAGACCACCCUCGGCUGAGCGGCUCAAAGCUGCAGCAGCUGCUGUUGCACAGCUGUCUACCUCCAUUGAAGGUGGUGAAGGGAAAAACAAAGCCUUUAGGGUUAGAGGGGGGGAAUCACACAUUACUCAGCAGCCAAUGCUGAGGAACAUGGAUGGUACUGAGGACCAGGACUCUUCCAAUACACUUGCCUCUCCAUCUCCCCGCAAACCAGGCAGGCCAGUGGGCCUCAGAAAAAGCCCUCGGCAUAGAAAGCCAGUCAGAAUUGUCCCUCCUUCUAAACGGACUGAUGCCACAAUUGCAAAACAGCUGCUGCAGCGUGCUAAGAAAGGAGCGCAGAAGCGAUUGGAGAAAGAAGCUGUAGCUAUCGGGGGUAGUGGGACAAGGACCACAGAAGCUAGCAUCAGAAAGACCCAGCUGAAGAACAUUAGGCAAUUUAUCAUGCCUGUGGUCAGCACAGUUUCCCUUCGCAUUAUUAAAACUCCCAAGCGCUUUAUUGAAGAUGAGGGCAGUUUUGGAACCCCGCCCCCCCAAGCAAAGAUGGCACGGUUAGAAACACCUCACUCAUCUGUCUCCACAUCUGCCCAACCCACAUCUACCACCUCUGCAUCAUCUUCUACUGCACUUGUCUCCGUUACAUCCUCUGCUGCUAGCAGUGGUACGACUGCUACUGUCAACUCCCAACCUCCUCCAUCAUGUCCUGCCCCUGUCCCCACUGUUCCAACAACAGCUGCCAAUCUGCUCAACAACAACACCAACAACGCGGCCAAUGGGAGAUUUAGUGGUAGUGCGCCAUCUUGCGGCUCAAGUGCUGUGUCUCAGCAUUCCUCUCAACUCUCCUCUGCAGAGUCUUCCAGGUCCAGCAGCCCAAGCUUGGAUGACUCAUCUUGUGAUUCCCAGGCUUCUGAGGCCACACAGGCCUUGUCAGAGCCAGAGGAUCAUUCUCCAUCAUCACAAGGAGAAAGGGAGGCCAAUCUGUUAGACAGCUCACGACCUCCUUCUCCUCCUUCUGAACCAGAACCAGAACCAGAGCAUGUUUUGGCAGAAAGGAGCCGAAGAGGACGGAGAGUGCAGGGAGUUGGCCAGGGAAGUCAGAAACAGAGGGUGAGAGAAACUCUACCCAGUGGGGCUAAAAAGCCAAUAAUCAGCCCACCAACAGGAGUACUGAUGUCCUCCUCUACUCUAGUUAAUUCCCAACAAGCUUCAACCACAGCUUCUUCCCCUUCUUCACCUCCUCCUCUCCUCACUCCUCCCCAGCCUCCCCAGUCAGGUUCGUCCAGCACAGCUACCAUUAGUGAACACCAUCCCCAGUCAUCCUGGAUGCCUCACCCCAUCCCACCAUUUAUGCCUGGCCCCUCAGUACCGUCUGGCUUGUCAGAAAAGCGAAGUCGCUCAAUUCUAAGAGAGCCCACCUUCCGCUGGAUAUCCUCGGCCCACCCUAAACAGCAGUACUUUUCAUCUGCUAAAUAUGCCAAGGAGGGCCUCAUCCGAAAGCCUAUAUUUGACAAUUUCCGUCCUCCCCCUCUCACACCUGAAGAUGUGGGGCUGUUGCCCCAAGGUGUUACAGGAGCAGGAGGAUCUGCUCCUGUUGGAUUUCAAGCACCAGGCACAGGAGCAGGGACUCGUUUCUUUGCACCUCUUCACCCCCACCUCCACCCCCAUCACCAGCAUCCCCCAUCAUCCCGCUUUGAUACACCAAUCCAGAAGCGCAUCCCACUGCUUCGUGCUGCUCGUUUUACACCUAGUGAAGCUCAUUCUCGAAUAUUUGAGUCUGUUACCUUACCGUCAUCUUCUGGGAGCAGCCCUGGCUCACUCUCCCCACACCAGACAUCCUCUAGUUGUAACAGAACCUCAAGGCGCAGGAGACGACUGGAUCAAGGAGCACAGCGGGGCCAUCCACGGUCUCCAUCACACUCUAUGACCAGACGUAGCAGCCAAAUAGGAGGUCAGACACCUGUGGGGAAAGGUGCCUCUGAGAUGUCUGUGUUGACAGGCUCUGUCUCCUGUAGUAAUCCCAGCUCUUUGCCAGGGGUUUCUGUAAGUCCACUAGCCACUAGUGCCUUAACACCUGCUACUUUCAGCGCCUUCCCCACUGUCCCUCGGGGUCUGGCCUCACAAGGAACACCUGAUAGCAGAAGAGGAGCAACUGGAACCCCAUCUCCUAUGUCAGCAGCAUCAUCUGCUUCUUCCCCUCUUUUCCCUCUCUUUCCUGCCAGUGCUCAGGACACAGGAAGAGGAGCUGGGAAAGAGAAAAGCCUGUCUGCUCCACAAGAACCUGCUCCAAAGGAAAAAGAUAAGGACUCUGAGAAGAAUCGUGAGAAAGAGAAGGAAAACAAGCGGGAAGGGAGAAAGGACUUGGAGAAAAGAAGUAAAGCAUCUACACCUGAUGGCUCCCCCAAUGCACCUUCCAGCCUGUUUACUGCAGAUGGGAGGGAUUCAGAAGGUGCCCUCUUACCUCUUGCACCAAAAAAGACUCCAGGGAGAAAAAAAUCAACAUCAGUUGACACAGUUUCUGACACUGCUUCGUCAGAGGGCCGUGGGCUCCAUCUCAUAUCCAUCGCUAAAGGGCGUCCACCUAAAAAAGGCAGACCUUCUGAAAAAGGAGCAGAAGCAGAAGAUGGGGAGAAGGAGAAAGAGAAGCGAAAUACGUCUAGCCAGCAAACAGCAAGCCUACCAGGACAGCCAAGCAGACAUCAGCUUCCUGUCUCAUUGAUGGUGAAACAAGCAGAGCAACAUCCUUUGACUGACGGGCGGAUAGUUGGACUACUGAAGAAGGCCAAAGAUCAGCUCAUUGCUAUAAAGAAGAAUAAGCUGAAGCCUGCAGAUCAGACUAAGGUCCAGGGUCAGGAGAGUGACUCAUCGGAGACCUCAGUCCGUGGUCCACGGAUCAAACACGUAUGCCGUCGCGCAGCUGUGGCUCUUGGACGUAAUCGGGCAGUCUUCCCUGACGACAUGCCCACACUUAGUGCCUUGCCCUGGGAGGAGAGAGAGAAGAUUCUAUCUUCCAUGGGAAAUGAUGAUAAGUCAUCAGUAGCAGGCUCAGAGGAGGCAGAACCGCAGUCUCCUCCCAUAAAGCCACGGGAGACGCGGCAGAAGGCUGUUCAAGAAGCUCCUCCGAAAAAGGGGCGUCGCUCACGGCGCUGUGGCCAGUGCUCAGGCUGCCAGGUUCCAGAAGAUUGUGGCGUCUGCACCAAUUGUCUUGACAAGCCCAAGUUUGGAGGACGAAACAUUAAAAAGCAAUGCUGCAAGAUGAGAAAGUGCCAGAACUUGCAGUGGAUGCCAUCAAAGAUGUUUCCUCAAAAGCAAGGCAAAGGCAAGAAGGACAAGAAAAAGAACAAGCUGACCGAGAAAAAGGAGGGUCUCAAUCCAGUAAAAGGACCCAAUUCAGAGUCUAGCUCCAAGCCUACUCCUGUCCCACCAAAGGAGGAUCCUCCUCGUAAAAAGAGUGAAACUCCCCCUUUAAAGCCAAUAGAAGAGAAAUCAAGACAACAGACACUGUUGAAGCAAUCAUCUCCAGGCCUCUCCUCUUCUCCUGCUUCGGUUGAACCCACUCAGGCCUCCAGCAUAGCUACGUCACAGGCUCAGUCUCCAGCUCUCACACAAGAUCCCAAACAGGUCUCAGUCACGAGCAGUACCACCACAAAAAAGGGACAUAAGCCACAGCAGCCUGUACAGGGUUCGGCAUCUGUGUUAUCGACUUCUUCAUCCUCAUCAUCGUCCUCUGUGACUUCUUCGGCCCAGAAUUCCCCCUCCCAGUCCACACAGUGUCACCAGUCAUUGCAACAGCAGCAACGGCCACUUACCACUCAGGCGCCUUCACAAAAAGAUGCUUCACCCAAGAUUUCUCUGAGCGAACUCAAGAAGAAACCGCAACAGCACACAACACCACAGCAAAACUCUUCUACAGCAGCUGACUCCAAACAGGUAAAGAAGCCAACUUCUAGAUCUGUUUCUCUGUCCCCUAAACAGAAACCAAAAGACAAGCCGCUGACCACCAAACCCCCCAGCCGCAGUACUUUAAACUUGCUGAGCACUCCCUCGUCUAGGGACCAGGUGAAGUCCAGAGCACCCUGCGACGGAGUGCAUCGCAUCAGAGUGGAUUUCAAGAGGGACCAUGAUGUGGAGAAGGUGUGGGAGGCUGGAGGUCUCAGCCUGCUCACUUCUGUGCCUGUCACACCCAGGGUGCUCUGCUUUUUAUGUGCAAGCAGUGGAAAUUUUGAGUUUGUCUUUUGCCAGGUAUGCUGUGAGCCAUUUCAUCUCUUUUGCCUGGGGGAGUCAGAGCGCCCUCUCCAGGAGCAGUUUGAGAACUGGUGUUGUCGCAGAUGCCGAUUUUGCCAGGCCUGUGGGCGCCAGCACCAGAAAGCUAAACAGCAGCUGCUAGAGUGCGAUAAGUGCCGCAACAGCUAUCACCCGGAGUGCCUGGGUGCUAACUACCCUACCAGACCCACCAAGAAGAAGAGAGUCUGGAUUUGCACCAAGUGUGUGCGCUGUAAGAGGUGUGGAGCCACUAAACCUGGGAAGUCCUGGGAUGCCCAGUGGUCACAUGACUUCUCCAUGUGUCAUGACUGUGCCAAACUCUUUGCUAAAGGGAACUUCUGUCCACUGUGUGAUAAGUGCUAUGAUGAUGAUGACUUCGAUAGCAAGAUGAUGGAGUGUGGCCGCUGCAACCACUGGGUUCAUGCUAAGUGUGAGAAUCUUACAGAGGAAAUGUAUGAACUGCUGUCAAAGCUGCCAGAGAGUGUCACUUACACGUGUACCAAAUGUACCGAACACCAUCCGGCCCAGUGGAGAACAGCACUGGAGAGGGAGCUUCAGGGCUGCAUUCGUAAUGUUCUCAAUGCACUGCUCAAUUCACGCACAUCUACACACCUGCUACGCUACAGACAGGCGGUCAAGCCUCCAGAACUGAAUCCGGAAACAGAGGAGAGUCUUCCAUCCCGUCGUUCCCCAGAGGGCCCGGAUCCUCCAGUCCUUACUGAAGUCACCCCCACUCCUCCCAGUGACUCCCCUCCAGACCUGGAGUCAGUUGGGAAAAAGAUGGAUCAAGGCCGUUACAGUUCAUUGCUGGAGUUUAGUGAUGACAUCGUCCGAAUCAUUCAAACCGCCAUCAACAGUGACGGAGGUCAGCCAGAGAGCAGGAAAACCAACAGUAUGGUGAAGUCUUUCUUCAUUCGGCAAAUGGACCGAAACUUCCCAUGGUUCAAAGUCAAAGAGUCCAGAUUCUGGGAAAGACAAAAAGUCUCUGCCAACAGUGGGCUCCUCCCCAAUGCUGUGCUGCCUCCAUCCCUGGACCACAACUAUGCCCAGUGGCAGGAAAGACUGGAGCUUUCCCGUGCUGAGCACCCUCACUUCAUGAAAAAGAUCAUCCCAGCUCCCCAGCCCAAGAUUCCCGGUGAACCGGAUUCACCAGCCUCUCCUCAUCCGCUUCCUCCCCCUCUGCCUCCACCACCCCCACUCCUACCAGAUCAAGAGGACAGCCCAGAGCUCCCUCCUCCGCCAGGGGUCACUGAUAACAGGCAAUGUGUCCUUUGUCUCAAAUAUGGAGAUGAAAACACUAAUGAGGGAGGUAGGCUGUUGUAUAUCGGGCAGAAUGAGUGGACCCAUGUGAACUGCGCUCUCUGGUCUUCUGAGGUGUUUGAAGAUGAUGAUGGCUCUUUGAAAAAUGUUCACAUGGCUGUUCUCAGGGGAAAACAGAAGCACUGCGAGAAGUGUCAAAAGACUGGGGCCACAGUCAACUGCUGCCUCACCUCCUGCACCAGUAACUACCACUUCAUGUGUGCCCGCCAGUGCCAUUGUAUCUUCUUGGAAGACAAAAAAGUCUACUGUCCAAAGCACAGGGACCUUAUCAAAGGAGAAGUGGUGUCUGAGUUUGAGGUAACCCGCAGAAUUUUGGUAGACCUGGAGGGCAUUAGUCUCAGGAGGAAGUGGUUGGCAGGACUGGAGCCUGAAAAUGUCCACAUGAUGAUAGGCUCCAUGACAAUUGAUUGUUUGGGAAUCCUGACUGAACUCUCAGACUGCAAACGCAAGCUCUUCCCUGUAGGAUACCAGUGUUCAAGAGUGUACUGGAGUACUUUAGAUGCUCGAAAACGCUGUGUAUAUACCUGUAGGAUAUUAGUUUGUCACCCUCCAGUGUCUGAGUCUGAUCUGAAGAGCCUGACAGCUCCUGAGGCAAAUCGGACAAUUGCACACAGCCCACCUCCCAUAACAGACUUUCCUGAUCCGUUUGAGACACCAAGGCGCUCUGAAACCCUUUCCCCUGCCAACACCUCCAAGCUCAGGGUUUACACCAGAAACCGGCACCCCAGCUACCCCCCUUGUCAGCGCUCAAUAGGCCUAAGGCCCAUGCCAUUGCCAGGUGGCACACUGCAACCCCGAAGCCAUGAGAUUGUGACUAUGAGAGACUCUCCAGUGAACCCGAGCAUGUGGAAUAUUGACUCACGACGUCACAGCUCCCCUUCUCUCUCUCCACCUCUUCCCCACCAGCUGAACAGACAGAGAAGGCUGACCUCUCCACCUCAGAAUUUCUCACGACCUCUUACCUCACCCCCUCCCCUUAUACCCUCCCCAGCCAGAGACCCUGAAAAAUCCAAACACCCCAGCAAAGACUCAACAAAAAGUCCAGUCCGAAGAGAUGAUGAUAGAGGUAGACAGUUAUCAACAGACAGAAACAGACUGCAGUCAACCAGAGACCAAGGUCUGAGAGAUGCAGACAAGGGGAAGACAUCGAGUCGAGACCAUGCUUCCAAGGACCCUGACAAGAGUAGAUCGUGCAGAGAGCUUGGGCCAAAAGAUCCAGACAAGGUCGAAAUAUCAUCCAAAGAGCUGGAAAAGAGGAAACCAUCAAGUAAAGACUCAGGGCUGAAAGACUCUGAGAGUGGAAGACCUGCCAGUCGAGAUCUCUCAAGAGACUCAGAAAAGGGUAGACAAGCAAACAGAGACUCUGACAAAGGAAGACAGGCAAGCAGAGAGUUGAGCACUAGAGAAACAGAUAAAAGUAAAUCAUCAUCUAGACAUCCCAGCUUUAAGGAUAUGGACAAGGCAAGGUCACAUAGCAGAGAUAUUGGACUAAGAGACUCUGAGAAGCAUAGACAAUAUAGCAGGGAAACAGGAAAAGACUCAAACCAAGGUAAAGACAGGCCUUCCAGCAGAGACUCUGACAAAGGUAGACCUUCCUCUAGAGAUUCCAGUUAUAGAAGCACAGAGAGAAACAAAGACUCUGGCUCAGGGAAAGAUAGUAAUGCUGGUAAUCAGAACAAACAGGUUGGAAGUGAGAGUAAGAGUUCAAGACUGGUACCUGCAGGCCCAGGCCAGCCUUCGCUUCCAGUGGGCACUGCUGUUCUGUCAAGUCAGCAGAGAAGUGGCAGCACCAAGCAGGUAGACAAAGGGAAACACGGAAGCAGAGACCAGGACAUUUCUGCAAGUCUCAGUUUGUUACCUCAUCACCGAUGCACCCCUGCCUCAAACAUAAUCCCAUGCAAGGACAAGCCCAGCUCAGGGAAAGAGAGUAGCAGUGGCACUGGAAACAUAAUACAAUCUCCACUCCAUAAGGACUGUGUUGUUGGGAAAUCUACUUCCCCACAAAAGUCCAGUACACGGAAGUCGAAUGAUUUGUCAUCAGGCCCAGCCACAGCAGCAGUUGUGAAGCCUCUGUGGUCAUCAAGGAUGUCUGGAGACGAUGAUGCUGCCAAACGGGCCUCUACACAUCAACCCUCCCCAUCUGCGCCCUCAGCUGCCAAAGACAAGCACCCCAAAGUUAAGACAGCCAGCAGCAGAGAUGUGCCUAAAGACCGAGAUAGAGAGAAGACCCUUCAAAACAACAACAGCAACAGCAAAAUUACAUUUCUCAAUAAUAACACAAAAUCUCCUGGCAGCUCUAACACGCAUGCUUCAAACUCCAGCUCUUAUAACAGCAGCAAUAGCAAAACUCCAGCUCUUGGAAAUGCUUCCAAAGCUCAUGGGAAGGCUCAGGGGGAGAACCAGGGAGCAGAAAGGUCAUCCUCAAAGAGCAGGGAAAAUUAUUCUUGUCCAGAGAGGAAGAACAGCUCCAGCCUGGACAACUUGCAGCAGCUGCAGCAGACUAGUUUAGCUACAGAGAAAGGCAUGAAGUCCUCUAUUCAGUCUCACACCAAACAGACAACUAAUCAACUGCCGUUUUCCUCCAGAGAGAAAAAGAGAUCAGCUAAACUGUCUACUCCAGCUGCACCGAAGACUGAUAUCAAGACUGACCCUAAUGGGACCGGUGCCAUUGGUGGUAUUUCUUUGUCCUCCUGUCCAACAAGCACUGCCUCCACUGUCUCGUCUGCUGGACAGGGGUUUCAUCGCUCUGCCCGCUCCACCCUCUUUUCCUCACCGUCUGCCAGCAGUAGUGACAGCUCAGAAUCGGACACCCAGACCCAAACUGAAGAAGAUAAUUUGCGCAAGCAGCAUUUGUGCAGCGAGCUCAGAGACCACCACAGUCACCACACCCAGUGCACGGAGGACGAGGGUGAUGGCCCAGAGGACGACCAUGACAGAGGCAUGGAGGACAAGCAUCAUGAGGAUGACAGUGAUGGCUCUGGGUCAGCCAAAAGACGCUACCCUCGACGCAGUGCCCGUGCACGUUCCAACAUGUUUUUUGGCCUCACACCCUUUUAUGGGGUUCGUUCGUACGGUGAAGAAGACCUUCCCUUUUAUGGCAGCAGUGAUGGAGCAGGAGCUGUGGUCAAGAGGAGGACUGGCGGGCGUAAAAAGUCAGCUGAGGGGCAGGUGGAUGGAGCAGAUGAUAUAAGCACUUCAUCGUCAUCAGGGGACAGUGAAGAGGAUGAAGACAACGGAGUGAAACACAGGAGUAAAGAUCCUUACUACUACAACUUCACUCGAACAGUAAUAAACUCUGGUGAGGGCCUUCCAUCUAUUGAAGGAUUAGACCAGUGUCUGGGGAGGGGAUCCCAGCUUCAGCGCUUUCUGAAAGAUGAGGAGCAGCAACAACAAAGAGCUCAAGAAAAAGCUGAAGAAGACAUGAUGAAUUCUUUGACUUCAGGCAAGCAGCAAAUCGGCCAGCUUGAUGGCAUUGAUGAUGGCUCGGAGAGCGAUACCAGCAUCUGUACCACCAGCACCACAACCACUACAACCACCUCCUCUUCCACCCCACAUAAGAGUGCUCCUAAGAGGAGAGGCAGAGAAAGGCACUCUGAGAAACCUGACUCCCAUGACUCAAGUAAGGAGGCUGGUAACAGUGGUGGAGCAGUAAGUGGGAACACACGAGAAAGCAGAAAAAACCAGAAGGAAAAUUGUCUUCCUCUAGGAAGUGGAGUCAAAUCCCAGCCACAGAGUCAUGGUCAGGAUCCUCUUGAGGCUCAGCUCUCCCUCAACACAGACCUGCUUAAAUCUGACUCCGACAACAACAACAGCGAUGACUGUGGGAACAUUUUGCCUUCAGAUAUCAUGGAGUUUGUCUUGAACACGCCUUCCAUGUCAUUGCCAGCUCUGGGCCAGCAGUCUGAACCGCCAUCCUCAGAGCUUCUGCUGGAUGAGAGCUACGUGGGCGUAGAUGUUAACAGGCGCAAAGAUAUUUUGUUUGAUGACUUCUCUCAGCCGCUGCCCAGCACUGAGAGCGGAGGGGUCGUGGAGAGUAGUGUAAAUAGCUCCAUAUCUGUAGAUGAGCCAUAUCUUCCACUAGAGCUACCUUCUGACCUCUCUGUUUUGACCACUCGCAGCCCAACUGUCAGCACAAGUCAGAACCACACUGCUGGGAGUCUCAUCUCAAAUACCUCAGACCGUACUAUCCUAGGCUUGAACUCUGACCCAGAGAACAUCAGUGGAGAAAAGAGUGGAGACAAGAAGAGAGCAAGACAAGACAUGUCGCCAUCAGAGAAUCAACAUGAUGGUACAGCUCUGGGAAACAGGGACUCGCAGGUCACAGAAGGUCACAUGACUCCAGAACAAUUCAUUCCCAGCCCUGCCAUUGGUCAGGUGGUUGAACCUCCAGCUAAUCAGGAUGCUCCCAGGAGUUCCAGUACCACUGGUUUGUCGAGUUCUCCAUCAAUGCCUCUUCAGGGUCAGAAGUACCUCCCAGCUGCAGCUGCAGGUAGCCCCAGUCCAGUGCCUGGCCCAGGACCUUCACAGGCACAGGUUUCCAGUGCAGCAGUUAUCAAACCAGCCCCUGACAAGCUGAUUGUGGUUAAUCAGCAAUUUCAGCCUCUUUAUGUCCUUCAGACUGUCCCUAAUGGCGUUACACAAAAAAUUAGUGCCACAGGAGUGAUGGACUCUACUUCUCCUGCAGUGCUUAGCCCCAUGACAAUAACCACAGGGUUGAAUGCUGGUAUAUCUACGGCCCAGUCGAUAUUUCCUGCCAGUGGCAAAGUCCUAGGAACCAUACCUCACCCCUCUCAGAUUCAUACCUUUACAGGAGCCACACAGACAAGCUUCCAGGCAGGACUCCCUAGUACCACCUCCGGGCUUCUCAUUGGUCUUUCCUCCCAGCCUCAUGACCAAUCCCAGAUUCUGGUCUCAGAAGCUGGCCGACCUCAUGAGUUGGGUCCUAGUGUUGCUAUAGUUUCCAGUCCCUCUUCCCUCACUUCUUCCCCAGCUGUACAGGCCUCUCCUCACGGCAAGAAGAGGCCAAUCUCUCGUUUACCAAGAAAAGGCAAAAAGGUGGCUCGCUCCCGCAGCCAGCCCACUCUGGCUCCAUCUGACGUUGGCCCUCCCAACAUGACUCUCAUUAACCUGUCUUCCCCACAGAUAACUGCAAGCAUCUCUGGCCAACCUGGUGGCCUGGUUGAGUUAAGCCCCCUCUCCACUUCCCAGCGCAAAGUUCCUAAUAUCAUCAAGAGACCAAAAUCUGGUGGGGUUAUGUACCUGGAUCCCACUGCUCUUCUUCAGCAGAGGAUUCCCGGUACCACCCAGCCUGGAAUCCUGGGUCAUGAUUCCUCUACUCAUCUCCUACCUUGCACAGUCUCUGGUCUCAACCCUAGUCAGUCUGUGUUGAAUGUUGUGUCUGUGCCCCCUAGUGGUUCUGCUGGUCUUCUUCCACCAGGAUCAGUGUCACUCUCCACUCCUGUCUUAAGCUCUGCUGAGAUCACAGGACCAAUUAGCAAUCUGCUUUUUAAAGCAAAUCCACAUGGUUUGGGGCUGUCAGAUCAGCCAGUGGUCCUUCAGUCAGCAGGGGGAGCUCCUCUAAUGUCACAGCUUGGCUCUUCUGUUCAAACAUCCAUAGCAAGCAGCAUCUGUGUCCUGCCUACCCAACAAACAAUCAGCAUGGCUGUCAACCAGCAGAAAGAGUCAGAGGGCAGUAACUUCCAUUUCCAACAUCAGCCUCAGCCUAUUAGCACCACUCAGACUGUGGACACAUGUCCAAAUAAUAAUGCCACUCUGUCUCCGAGUCCAUCCACCCCUUUAAGCCCCACGAAGGGGCGUGUUGUUGGAGUUCUGACGCAAACACAGACCUCUGCACAUUGUCGGAGUAGCAGAACAACACCUGUUUCUAAAUCAUCAGAGCAGAGACUACCUAACUCCACCACAGUAGCAUCAGGCACACAUUUAGGAACAGAAAAAAGCAAACAGAAAGCGAAAAGGAGCAGACAGAGUUCAGACAUGAGCAGCGGGAAGAAGUUCAAGGUCACUCAGACGGAGGGUCAUCGCAACUCUGCAGGACAGCUCCCGCCCUCAAACCCAAGCUCCAGGGAGCUGAACUCUCCUGAACCUAUGGACACAGGCAAGCUCCCAGAUAAGGUUUCCAACAAGAGUGUCUAUGGUAAAAAGAAGACAUCUGAAAGGCAUGCUUUACCAGGGAAAGUUGGAAAAGAUGAACCAUCUGCAGUUGGUGGAGUAGGGUCUCUUCCUGUGGAUUCACCGCCCGAUCAGGAUGGCAACAGCAGGGAUUCUGGCUUGGAUAGCAAACCCAAAAAGGGCAUCAUCUUUGAAAUCUGCAGUGAGGACGGCUUCCACAUUCGCUGUGAGAGUAUUGAAGAGGCCUGGAAGUCCCUGACUGAUAAGGUGAAGGAAGCUCGCUCCAAUGCACGACUCAAAGAGCUUUCUUUUGAAGGUGUGAACGGCCUGAGGAUGCUGGGAGUCGUCCAUGAGGCUGUCGUCUUCCUGCUGGAGCAGCUAUACGGAUCCAAACACUGCCGAAGUUAUCGUUUCCGCUUCCACAAGCCAGAGGAAUCUGAUGAACCUCCACUCAACCCCCAUGGCUCAGCUCGUGCAGAAAUCCACCACAGGAGGUCUAUAUUUGACAUGUUUAAUUUCUUGGCCUCCAAACAUCGCCAGCCACCUGAGUACCGGCCGCAGGAGGAUGAUGAUGAGGAAGGGCAGCUCAGGACUGCCAGGCGUGUCUCCACGGAGCUGCCACUUGCUGUGAGGUUCAAACAGCUGAAAGCCACCUCGAAGGAAGCUGUUGGAGUCUACAGGUCUCCUAUUCAUGGCCGUGGUCUGUUCUGUAAGAAAACCAUUGAGGCUGGGGAAAUGGUUAUUGAAUACUCUGGGAAUGUCAUUCGGUCUGUGCUCACUGACAAACGGGAGAAAUACUACGAUGGGAAGGGGAUUGGCUGUUACAUGUUUCGCAUUGAUGACUACGAGGUGGUAGAUGCUACAGUGCAUGGCAACGCUGCCCGCUUCAUUAACCACUCCUGUGAGCCUAACUGCUACUCUCGGGUCAUCACCACAGACGGCCAGAAGCACAUCGUCAUCUUUGCCUCUCGCCGCAUCUACCGUGGAGAGGAGCUCACAUAUGACUACAAGUUCCCUAUUGAGGAUGCCAGCAACAAGCUGCCCUGCAACUGCGGUGCAAAGAAGUGUCGCAAGUUCCUCAACUGAUGCCCAGAUCUAAACAACUUGAAGAUGACCUCUGAGCAACAGUGCCACAAUGGCCUGUUUGCCAUAGAACUGGUGUUAAUGGCAGUUUUCUAGGUUGUGGCUACGGAGGAUCUUGGCUUCUGCAGGCAUUGACAGAGAUGGCAGUUUUAGGUCUUAUUGUAAAUGUGGGAAUGGCCAUUUUGAGCACGAGACAUUUGUAGAAAUUCCAACAUAUUGUGCCUCCUUUUUGUCCGAUUUACAUUUGGCAUUGAAAGUUUCACCUGCAGAGGUGAGAGACAAAAUCACAGCAUUGCAAUAUUAAUUUCUAUUUAUAUUUGGAUGAUAAAGUUGAUCCUUUCAUAAGUUUUUACAUUGGCCCAUCCUCCUUAGUUUGUUAGAAAUAUGUUAUGAUCUUCAAAUGUGAACUUAGAAAGAAAAAGAAAAAUCAAAGAACUUGGUUCCAUUUUACACCAAAGUGCAAUUUGUUGAAGGGAUUUGUAACGGUAACUUUAAUAGAAAAAAAAUUGAGAACCUUUUAGCUUUUAUUUUAUUAUGAUUUGAGCUCAAUGUCAGCCGUUGUUGAUGCACAUCUCCCUGUCUGAAUGUGCCCUGAUGCCUUCAGAGCUGUUAUGACUGACUAAAAAGCUUGUAAGUGUAACCAUUUAAACCUGUAAAUAGGAGCUGCUGGUGUAAAGCAGCCUGAUCAGAGCUGUAUAGGUGGGAGCACUAGGGGGCGCAAUGGCCACAGCAAAGAAGAGACAGGUGGAAUAAAAGAGACAGGAGAGGAGAAAGAUUCUGUUAAAAAGAUAAGAGUUUAUUUUUGACCAUUGAUGUAAAGGAUGUUAUCAGAGGUUGAUACCAUCUUUGAAUUGAACUUUGGUCUGACAGCUUGGUUGCCACAUAGACGUGUUGCUGAUAGGAUGAAGCCUCUGGCCUGAAAAAAGCGAGGCAGCUAGAGAUUCUGGUGGACUGACAGCAGAGGGACCAGAAAAACCUACUGAUGCGCUUGAGUAGAGAUACUUUUAAUUGAUUUUUGGAGCUGUGUUCCAGACACAAGGUCCUAUAGAAGUGCACAGACUUGCUACGAGUUUGCGCGUGCUGUUGUUAAUAUCCAACUUGUUUUUGGUAAUUGUAUAAGCUCAGAUUUUUUAAUCACGUUCCAAAUAACAGCAGCAAGAGAACCAAACAUCACACCCUUGAAUUAAAUUUUCACUUGACUUGAUUUGUUCUUGGCCUGAUGUGAUAACCGUAACUAUGGAGAUAUGUGUUUUUAUUUGUUGUCUGUUAACUGUCUUUUUAUUAUGGACAGGGAAUAUCAUGCUUUUAAAAAAAAAUGUAAAUAAUGUAUAUUUUUCUACAAAAAAAAAGAAAAAACUUAAAAAGCACUCACUAGUGAAUAGCACUUAAUGAUGGUAUUUAUAUAAAAAAAUCAUAUUUAUUUUAUUGCCAUUUUUGUAGGGAAUAGAGGUUUACAAACACUAAUGCUUGGUCUCUAUGUUUUGUACUCCACUGCCUUUUCAAAGCUGUUGUUGUAAUUUUAUUCUUUUUUUUUUUGUUUGUUUUGUUUUAUUUUAUUUUUUUAGCCAGAAUGUUUUUCUUUAUUUCCAAAGACUGACGCUGGUCUGUGGCUUGGUUCCCUUUUAGUUCAGUCCACCAGUAGCUCUUCAUCUUCCCCAGGCCGUUUGGCCAGAGCUGUUUUUUUUUUUGUUUGUUUGUUUGUUUCCUUUGUUCCAGUUCUAGCUGGUAGUAUGGCAGUCAUGUGAACUAUUAUUAUGCACUUGAGAGAGCUUAGAUUGUUAAUCCAUGGCAGAUAUCUCCUCUCUCCAGCCUUAUCGUCUCCACACCACAUCACACAGAGAAUCAAGUCUGCUUACAGUCUGCUACCAAAUCCAAAUGGUUCAGUAAUCAGCCAUGGGCCAACUGGCAUUUAACUAUUUAUAUUUGUAAAAUUCAACCCGCCAUUUUUAAGUCCCUCUACAGACUUGGUCUAUGAUAAAGAGGUGCCUUUAUUUAACCUUUACAGACAGCACUCAUCAUAUCUCCAUUCGAAUUUGCUAAUUAAAUGCAUUUUCUUGGUGACCGCUCAGCACUCACCAGCAUUUGGAAACUUUUUUUUUUUGUUUAGUCUCCUUGAUGUUUGCCUUAGUUGUAACCAAGCAUGCCUCUUAACUUACUUUCAAGCCUUCUUGUCCUGACCAUUGCAGCCGACCGUUUAGGCCGGCUGCUUCCACCAUUCUGUCCCUUUUUUAAAAAAUUAAUUUAUUGUCACCUGCCAUCCAUGCUGAAUUCGUUACGACCUUUGGCUGUUAGCAGUUAAUCCCACACUGCCCCUUGUGUUUGUGAGCUGAAACUAAAUUAUGACCUACAAAUGGUUUGCACUUGAGCUGUGACAUAGGCACUGAAUAGAUAUUAAAAAAGCAGCUCUUUGUCCAGACAGACAUCACAACUCCAAUGCUGAAACCACAAGCACAGAUAGUCACUUCAAAUGCUUUGAGUUUGUGUAUCAGGCUCCUGACAGUGGUGUUUCAGGCUCAAGCAAAGUGCACUUGAUUCUUUCUCUUCAACAAAGUGAAGGCAGGGACCACACCAGCAGCCCUCUCCUUCCUGAUGGUGCCAUGCACGCGGCCUUGACUGGCAUGUCGGUGUCGCGGUCGCACUGCAGCACCAACAUUGGGCACGCUGGGUUCUGCUGCUAAGGUCAACAAUGAAUGUAUAUUCUUCCUCCACAUCACCAGACUUGUGAUGAUAAUACUUUAUCAGCUGUGUUUGUUUUGAGUUCUUGUGUAACCAUCCUGAUUGUUAAGGAAGUUGUAGAUGAGACUUCAAACUGGGCAGCAGCAGUUUCAUUUCAGCACUGGGAAUAAUACUGAAGUGAGAACAGAAGCAGUAUUUCUGUCUGUAGGACCGCAGGUUCUUCCUGGUUUAGCUCAAACAGUUCACGCCAGCAUCAGUGAGCACAUGUCCACCGAUGCUAAGGGCUCUGUUUACGACUCACUUCACAAGCUCCACUUCUGCAUUUUCAGGGUCAGUUUUCAGUGAACAAUAAGUCAGUUUUACCGUUUUAAACAGCAUUUAAACAGUAAGGAAAUGACUUCUGUUGUUUCUUUGGACAUUUUACCAUGCCACACCAGUGGCUCUUCUCCGUCUUCAUCUGUAAUUAUAGUAUAAAUACUUAAAAAUAUUAUACGGAAACAUGCAUAGUAAUUUCUUGUACUUUAGUAUCUAUACAAUAUAUGGAAUGGAACAGACAAACUUAGUUACAGUAGCAAAACAGCGGAUUUGUAAUGGUAAUAGCAAUGUUUCAAUGUACUCUAUAAUGGUUUUGUGUUACAGUACUAUCAGAUAAAACUAACGUGCAUCAUUCUUUAUGUAUAUUGAUAUCCAGUACCAGUUUUGCUGUGCCUGUGUGUGUUCCUUCACCAGUGAGGAGCGCUGCAGUUUUCCUUUUCUUUCUGGAACGGAACAGUUUUUAUGUGAUGAGAAAUGUAACUGUAUUACUUGUGGUUGUGAACUUCUCAAGGUCAUCCAUUUGGGUUUAUGUUUUGUUUUUGUUUUUUUCCCGUUUUUUUGUAUUUUUCUGGUUGUUGUAGUGAAUGUUUUUUAUGUUAACAGGGACUUUAUAGACAGUAAAAAUAAGAGAUUGGUUUGUGGAGACAGGCCAGGAUACAAGAAUACCUGGAUUUGAAAGAUAUCACCAAAAUGGCUCCUUCUUUUUUUUUUUCUUUUUUCUUUUAUUUUCUUUUAUUUGGGAAAGCUCUUAUGUCUCCCUGAACACCCCUCUCUUCUCUGAAGCUUUGGUUGUACUUAUCAUGUACUGUUUUUUAUAGAAAGUCAUAAUGCUGAUGUUGAAAACAUUUAAUUUAUUUAUUUUGUGCAGCAUCCACCCUGAAUUGUUCUUACACAAGUCAAGGUUUUGCAGAUGUUGGACAAGUACUUAACCUGUAUUUGUAAUUUUCCAAUUGUUUGUUGUGUAUAGACGUUGUCUGGCUAUGACGGGAUGGGGUGUCAGAGGGAGCUGGCAGUAGGAUGUGCAGAAUGAGGGAUCAUGAACAGGCUUGCUUUCUUUUGCCUUGAAAAUACUAUUGUCUUAUAUCAAUAUCUCUCCUCCUGCUCUGUGUAAUAACGGUAUUCACAACAGUCAUACUUUCUCCCAUUCAACAGUGUUCUUUCAGUACACAUCAAUGAAAUGAAGGAAAACCACCACCGUGAAAAAAAACCACAGACUUCUUGGGUGAAUGUAUAAUUAGGAAAUAAAGUUGUACAUACGUGUAAAAAGAAAAGUUUCUAAUCAUGUUUAUUUUCUAUGCACUUUUUUAUUUAAGUGAUAGUUUAAAUAAUAAACAUGUCUCCUUUA
Messenger RNA from Melanotaenia boesemani (Boeseman's rainbowfish), 17936 nucleotides. It is a transcript of the gene kmt2a, whose product is annotated as lysine (K)-specific methyltransferase 2A. The record is from RefSeq and is a predicted model, not a curated record. Gene Ontology annotation, molecular function: DNA binding; zinc ion binding; protein binding. Gene Ontology annotation, biological process: positive regulation of DNA-templated transcription. The coding region runs from base 8 to 13603 and encodes 4531 amino acids. NCBI's taxonomy places the organism in Eukaryota, Metazoa, Chordata, Actinopteri, Atheriniformes, Melanotaeniidae. The transcript has 34 exons. Gene Ontology annotation, cellular component: histone methyltransferase complex; nucleus.